Planococcus citri (citrus mealybug) is the source of this 1900-nucleotide messenger RNA. Its product is annotated as putative serine protease K12H4.7. Lineage: Eukaryota; Metazoa; Arthropoda; Insecta; Hemiptera; Pseudococcidae. Gene Ontology annotation, molecular function: dipeptidyl-peptidase activity; serine-type exopeptidase activity. The transcript has 9 exons. The record is from RefSeq and is a predicted model, not a curated record. The coding region runs from base 1 to 1494 and encodes 497 amino acids. Gene Ontology annotation, biological process: proteolysis.
AUGAUCUUCUUGAAAACACUUAGUUUAAUAACAUGGGUACUAUUCUUGUCGAAUUUUGCCUUUUCUUCGGCCUUUUUUCAUCAUGAACAACUAUACCGUCAGCGUUGGCUUGAACAACACAUUUCAAAAACCAAUCUCAGAUAUGAAUCGUCAACAGAGUACACUUUUCAGCAAAAGCUAGAUCAUUUCGACCCAACCAACGAAGAAACCUGGUUACAACGGUAUUGGGUUGACUCAACGUUUUAUCAGAAAGGUGGGCCAGCGUUUCUUGUGAUAGAUGGUGAAACGCAAGCUGACGUGACCUUAUACGAUAAAACCGAAUGGAAAAAUUACGCGCGAAACUUCAAUGCAACGUUUUUCUAUUUGGAACAUCGAUUUUAUGGUCGAAGUGUACCAAAAAACGAUACCAGCACACAGAAUUUGGUUUACCUAAGUAGCCAACAGGCUCUAGCUGACAUUGCAAAUUUUAUUUGUGGAGUAACUAAUCAGUACAAUUUAUCUACUGACACUAAAUGGAUCGUGUUCGGAUGUUCGUAUGCAGGAAGUUUGGCUGCCUGGGCUCGUCUCAAGUAUCCUAAUCUCGUACACGGAGCAGUUUCUUCGAGCGCCCCACUUGUAGCUAAGGAGGCUUUUACAGAAUACUAUCCAGUUGUCAAAGAGUCGCUGGACUAUUAUAAACCAACCUGUUCUGCCAAAGUAGCUGAGGCUAAUAAGCACCUUAGCCUAUUAAUCCAAAGAGAUCAAGGCAGAAGACAAGUUCAAGAACUAUUCGGUCUAUGCUGUAAUGUGGACUACAACAUGGAAAGUGUAUCAACAUUGUUCGGCGCAGUGCUCCAGUAUAUAGUAAAAGCUGUUCAGUAUAAUUUAAAACAGGAUAUUGAAGAUUUUUGCAACAUUAUGACAAUAUCUUAUAAUGCUUCAACGUUACAAUUGUACGCUAAAGCCAUAAAAGCCAUACGAUUCGAGUUGGAAAAAGGGAAUCGCACUUGUCUGAAUAAUUGCUACAGAAAUGAUACCGACAACUUGACGUCUACAAAUAGAGACCCUGUGGAUAACAGGAGACAAUGGUUGUAUCAAAUUUGUACCGAAUUCGGUUGGUUUCCGACUACUAAUAAGUCGACCUCGGAUUCAUUAGGAGCUUACAUUCCUGUAGAAUACUUCAUAAAACAAUGCGAAAAAACAUUCGGUCCAAAGAAUACUGUUCACAGAUUCAAUGGUUUGUAUCUGAAGAGGGUGGUUAAUGAGACCAAUACUUUUUACGGAGGAUUGAAAAUUAACGUUGGAAACACUGUACUCAUUCACGGAUCAAUUGACCCUUGGCAUUCUAUUGGCAUCACUCGCGCUGAAAUUCCAAACGCACCUUACAAGACUAUCUACAUCAAUGGAAGCGGUCACUGUGGUGAAAUAUUUCCACCCAAAAGUUCUGAUUCUGAGGAGGUGAGAAAAGCUCAAGAAGAAAUCGCAAACACAUUACAAUCUUGGUUACAAAAUUAGUAGAUAACCCGAAAAAUAAGAAAUUCAAAGCCUAACUCUAAAGCAGGGAUCUUUUCGAAUUUCAAUUCCAUUUUUCUUCGAUAAUAAUAAAUUCCAACAUCAGCACUCGAAUCAAUCAAUAGGUACUUAUGUAUGUACUUAUAUUUCCCCAAUGUCAGCUUAUUGAAACAGAACGCAUUUUUUUAUACCUAAUUAUUAUUUCUAUUUUAUGAUUGAAAUUAAUCGAAUAAGUAUAUCUAUCCUUAUAAACAAAUUAAUUUUAUUUUACUCGUAUAAACUUCAUUUUUAUAUAUUUUUCCAAGAUUAUGAUUAAGAACACAAAUAUUCCUUAAUAUUUUAAACGCAAACAUAUUACUCAGCUUUGUUAUUCGCACGUCUUAAUUCAGUAAAAUAUAUACAUAAGAGC